UGUGGGUGGAGCUAAAGCGGGUCACGUCUCAAAAUGGCGGCGGCCAUGAAUCGCGUGGAUGAAAUUCGGAAUCGAGUAAUAUUGGGGGAAUUUGGUGUGAAGAAUGUUCAUACAACAGACUUCCCUGGAAACUACCCUGGCUAUGAUGACACCUGGGAUAUGCAGAAGUUUCAGAAGAACUUCAGAAUUGACAUAGUGCAUCUGGAUGAGAACAAUAUGGAGUUUGACAUGGUGGGUAUAGAUGCAGCCAUCGCCAACGCCUUCAGGAGGAUCUUACUAGCAGAGGUGCCUACCAUGGCUAUAGAGAAGGUCUUUAUCUAUAACAACACAUCCAUUGUCCAGGAUGAAGUUCUGGCUCACAGAUUAGGCCUCAUCCCCAUCAAAGCUGACCCUCGUCUGUUUGAGUACAGGAACACUGGUGACGAGUCGGCAGAGGAAGAAGGUUCAGAAAUAGACACGAUUCAACUGCAGCUGAAGAUAAAGUGCAGCAGAAACCCCCGAGCCAGCAAAGACUCCUCUGACCCCCAGGAGCUCUAUCUGAACCACAUGGUUUAUUCUAGGGACAUAAAAUGGGUCCCCAUUGGGAACCAGGCAGACGUGUUUGCAGACUCCCGCAUUGGCCCCGUACUCGACGACAUCCUGAUAGCUCAGCUACGACCAGGACAUGAGCUGGACAUCGUCAUGCACUGUGUCAAAGGAAUUGGUAAGGACCAUGCCAAGUUCUCUCCAGUGGCCACAGCCAGUUACCGCCUCCUGCCAGAGAUCACUCUCCUUGAGCCAGUGGAGGGAGAGAAAGCAGAACGCUUAAAACGCUGCUUCUCACAAGGAGUCAUUGACCUGGAAGAUGUUAAGGGGAAGAAGGUUGCCAAAGUAGUAGACAGUCGCCUGGACACAUGCAGCCGGGAAGUCCUCCGACAUGAUGACCUGAAAAAUUUGGUGAAGCUCGGGAGAGUGCGAGACCAUUUCAUUUUUACUGUGGAGUCAACUGGCAUCCUGCCUCCAGAUGUUCUGGUCACAGAGGCCAUCAAAGUUCUCAUGGCCAAGUGUCAGAGGUUUCUCAGUGAACUGGACUCUUGUGGCAUGGAGUGAAAUAAUGACUGAGGAUGCUGAGAUCCAUCACUGAGGACCUGGUACUGGAAUAUGGCACGGCCUAGGAUUAGGAUUGUUGAUGCUCUCUGCGGAAUGUCUCGGUUGAAGCUUGGCUGUAUGGAUAAAAACUAGCAGAUGUUGUUAUAGGUAGACUUGUAAGUAUGUGUAUACCACUGGUUCUUGCCUUUUUUUUUUUUUUUUUGUACUGAGGUUUUUUUUCUAAAUAAACAUACUGAGUUUAAUUGAAAAAAAAAUCACUUAUACAGUAUUUACAAUAUAUUUUCUAUGGAUUUAGUCACGUGAACCAUAACAGAAAGCAAAGAUGGUAUUACCUUAGGAAAACAGCAUAUACAGUACAUGUAUAGUAUAUACUUGGUUCUUCAGAACAGUAAGUUCAUAUAGAUGUGAUUAAUGUACGUCAGUGAUUUCAGCUCCCUGCCAGCCUCUGUCUCUGCUGCAAUAAAGCACCACUAAUACA
Messenger RNA from Monopterus albus (swamp eel), 1567 nucleotides. RefSeq names its product RNA polymerase I and III subunit C (gene polr1c). Gene Ontology annotation, cellular component: RNA polymerase I complex; RNA polymerase III complex. Lineage: Eukaryota; Metazoa; Chordata; Actinopteri; Synbranchiformes; Synbranchidae. Gene Ontology annotation, molecular function: protein dimerization activity; DNA binding. The coding region runs from base 34 to 1089 and encodes 351 amino acids. The transcript has 9 exons. Gene Ontology annotation, biological process: DNA-templated transcription. The record is from RefSeq and is a predicted model, not a curated record.